Fusarium proliferatum ET1 is the source of this 1425-nucleotide messenger RNA. RefSeq lists its product as uncharacterized. The record is from RefSeq and is a predicted model, not a curated record. Gene Ontology annotation, molecular function: transcription cis-regulatory region binding; DNA-binding transcription factor activity, RNA polymerase II-specific; zinc ion binding. Lineage: Eukaryota; Fungi; Ascomycota; Sordariomycetes; Hypocreales; Nectriaceae. Gene Ontology annotation, cellular component: nucleus. Bases 1 to 1425 code for a protein of 474 amino acids. The transcript has 3 exons. Gene Ontology annotation, biological process: positive regulation of transcription by RNA polymerase II.
AUGAUGGAGGUAGAUAAGCCAAAGAAGAGAAAAGGGUCAAAGCAUGACAAGACAGGCUGCUUGACCUGUCGUUAUAGACGGAAGAAAUGCACCGAGAAUAUAUAUCCCAAUUGUGGAACGUGCAUUCGAUUGAACUUGGAAUGCAUUCGAGAUCCCAUUCGUCGUAUCGUCCCACGUCCUGGCCACGAAAAUAAGCAACCGCAGUUGGCUCAGCAUCAACCGACUCUGACUACGCAACUGGCUCCGUUACCGCUGAACCUGAACUCUCCCAAGAGACGCCAGGCGAUGAAUCACUACAUCACCGUCCUCUCAGAACUCUUGACUAUAAGUAAGAGCAAUAACUCAUUUCUAUCUGACUUUCUUCCUCUGGCUAUGGAGUCACCAGCACUCGCUGAAGCCCUCAUUGCAUACUCUUCUGGCCACAUGUCGCAUUCGGACCCAAGCUAUACUACCGUAUCCCUCGCAGCACGGUCUAGAGCCUUAUGUGAACUGUCAAUGACGAUCAGCCGGCCGGACCAAACUGCCUCAGUCACUGAAACCGCAUUGUCCGCUUGUCUCAUUCUCUUGACGUCCGAAGUGUGUUUGGGAAGUCACCAGAGCUGGUACAACCACCUUGUCGGCGCCAAACAUCUCAUUGCGUGUGCUCAAAGCCAGGCUGAUGGGUCGCUUGUGAAGGGAGCUCAGGCACUGAGGUUGACAUCAGAGGGGCAAUGGAUUCUGCGCAACUUUGCGUACCACGAUAUCAUCGGUAGUGUGACACUGGGAACAAAACCUUUGCUUUUUCCUGACUAUCUGAGGGAUAUUACACAUGAGUUUGAUACGUACUUGGGUGUUGCCUCACAGAUUCUUGUCUAUAUAGGCCAAACAACCUAUUUGGAUCCCAGCACGACCGAUGUUGAGAUAGACAUUCGCCCUUCAAGGAAUUACCUUAGCGUCGAGCAUGAUAUCGAAACCUGGACCUGUCCUGCUGGAACUCCACCAACCCUCCAAGCUGCAGCCUAUGCAUACCGCGGUGCUGCGCUAAUCUAUCUCUACCGACAAAUGCGCCGUCAUCUUGAAGCAGAUCCUGAUUCUUUUCUCGCCUGUGGGACGUCAUUGCAUACAGUGAAUGAUAAACUUCAGAUGGCCGUGGAGAAUACUUUGGGUAGUAUUGGGCAAGUACCCGAGAACGACGUUUCGGAGUCCUCGCUGCUGUUUCCUCUGUUUAUUGUUGGAGGCGAAGUCGAACGUACUGAUCAAAUGGAAUUUGUUCGAGCAAGGUUACAAGUGUCAUACAACAAGAGAAAAUUUCGUAAUAUUUCGCGAGCAUUAGAAGUUCUAGAGGAGCUGUGGGUUUAUCGCCAGAUUCAGGAUGUCUUGGGCGGGAACCGACCUGAUUGGGAGGUUAUUUUGAAGUCUAGCUCAGAGCCACUACUUCUGACAUGA